Pomacea canaliculata is the source of this 1401-nucleotide messenger RNA. RefSeq lists its product as uncharacterized. The record is from RefSeq and is a predicted model, not a curated record. The transcript is spliced from 3 exons. The coding region runs from base 148 to 909 and encodes 253 amino acids. NCBI's taxonomy places the organism in Eukaryota, Metazoa, Mollusca, Gastropoda, Architaenioglossa, Ampullariidae. Gene Ontology annotation, molecular function: lipid binding. Gene Ontology annotation, biological process: lipoprotein metabolic process; lipid transport. Gene Ontology annotation, cellular component: extracellular region; membrane.
GGUCCAAGUAAGGGCAAGUCGCUCUCCCUCACAUCAAACCUUCCGAGCCUCACCGCGUCCUGUGCAACACGCUGCUGGACAUUUUGUCAACAGACAAAAGACAUCAACAGCGAAGAACUGUGGCAAGCACAUUUCAAAAAUUUCACCAUGUCGGACAAUAUGUGCAAAGAAGAUCUUAAGCUGAUGGCUCGUCAACUCCAAGAAGAACUCGGGCCGAUCAUUGUUGACCUACGAAAACACCACAUCAAUGUCAACAUUUCCAAGGUCACUGGUACAUCAACAGCCAUUGUUGGAGGAAUCGUUGCAGUCGCAUGUGGCAUUGCCGCCAUUUUUACCUUCGGUGCUACUUUACCCUUUGCCAUCGCCGGGGCCGUGGUGUCUGGUGUCGGAGGCGGAGUGUCCGCGGGGGCAUCAGUGACAGAGUUCGGCAUCGAGCGCAAAAAGAACGUUUGGGACCUAGGAAAGAAGUGUCAAAAUUUCUUUGAGCAGGUAGUACAAACAUAUUCCAUCUCUGCACAGAAAAAACAAGAAUGGAGCAGGUGGCUGGACGGCAAGACGUCAGACAUAGUCAUUCGUGUGGCUCGCAUCGCCACCUCAUCAGCCUCAGGUGCCACGGGGGUGGUAAACGGAAUACGAACCAUAAUCCGGGCCGGUGAUGCUGCUGAGACCGUCUUAGAAGCGGGAAAAGUAGCGAUGAGGGCAGCUAGUACUGUCGGCAAAGUUCUCAUUGCACUAAACGCAGUGACCAUUGUUUUUGACAUCAUCGACUUGGGAUUCUCCGGCUACCGACUGCACAAACGUCUGGGUUCGCCGGCCAGCGAGAAAUUUGAAAGAUACGUCAUCCUCUGCCAGUUGGUCAUGGAGGACGAAGAGGACACGCUGUUGCAGCUUGGAGCCGAGUCGCAGUAACAUACAUCAGACUCCCAUACAUCACUGUACUGAACACUGGACACAUUUUGUCACCUCACCAACUGUUAGUCUAUUAACGAAUGUAAACAAAAAGAAUAAACUUCUAAUGUACACAGAGUCAAAGUAAAUUUUUAAAAUUUGAAAUAUUGAAUACUCUUAAAGUACUUUAAAUACAGUUCUUACACAUUUCCACUGUAUUGGACAUCUGUAAAAGGUUUGUUCUUUCCCCUUGAACCUUUAGGCAGUCAGUAAACCAACCACUAUGGCUCUCCUAGAUAGGAAAUGAUCUCCAUUUUUCACCAACAGAACCGUUCAUUUUAGAUUCUGAACUUGAUAAAGGCAUGCGACAUAAGUAUGUUAGAGAUAAUGUACUCUUUCUUACUAAUACCAUCUUUACUUGUUGACAAGUAGCUUCAGUGUGCAUCUACUACUACAUUCCUUGUUUGAUUUCAUCAUAUAGUGUUUACUAUACUACAAUCGACAAUAAAACAA